GCGGAGCCGGAGCCGAGCGGAGCCGGUGCUGGGGCGGCUCAUUGCGGCGCGGCGCGGCGGCAGCAUGGCCACCACCGUGCCCUGCACCCGUUUCACCGACGAGUACCAGCUCUACGAGGAGAUCGGCAAGGGAGCUUUCUCGGUCGUCCGGCGCUGCGUCAAGCUCUGCACUGGCCAUGAGUACGCUGCUAAGAUCAUCAACACCAAAAAGCUCUCAGCCAGAGGUAGGACCCCCAGGAGCCCUGGGAUGCACCAAGACCCCCCUAGCACGCGAGGGGGUCACUCCCAGACAUCCUUGGUACCUGUGGUAACUCCUGGUGCCUAUGGCACCUCUGACACCUCUGAUACCCCUGGUGCCCACGACUGCUGUGGUGCCCAUGACACCUGUGACAGUUUGUGACCCCAGUGGUUCUGGUGACACCGGGUGCUGGUGAGGGGGUGAAUGCUCCAGGGGGUGGGGUCUGGCCCUGCCUAUCCCCAUUAUCCCCCCUGCUGCCUCCCACGGGGCCCCUCAGAACUUGGUCUGUUCCUGAGGGGUGUC
Messenger RNA from Catharus ustulatus (Swainson's thrush), 541 nucleotides. RefSeq names its product serine/threonine-protein kinase 17B-like. Gene Ontology annotation, molecular function: calcium/calmodulin-dependent protein kinase activity; calmodulin binding; ATP binding. Bases 65 to 400 code for a protein of 111 amino acids. Lineage: Eukaryota; Metazoa; Chordata; Aves; Passeriformes; Turdidae. The record is from RefSeq and is a predicted model, not a curated record. Gene Ontology annotation, cellular component: cytoplasm; neuron projection. The transcript is spliced from 2 exons.